Messenger RNA from Botrytis byssoidea, 1617 nucleotides. RefSeq lists its product as uncharacterized. The transcript has 5 exons. The coding region runs from base 1 to 1617 and encodes 538 amino acids. NCBI's taxonomy places the organism in Eukaryota, Fungi, Ascomycota, Leotiomycetes, Helotiales, Sclerotiniaceae. The record is from RefSeq and is a predicted model, not a curated record.
AUGGCUGAUUCCUCUCAACAGCAUCCAAAAGUUACGUGCGCCAACGUUGAUCAAGAUGAAGAUGAUGGAGGGACUCCAUGUACUAAAAUCGCCUCGAAAGCUUGCAAUGGGUGCUUUCUGGUUCAAUAUUGCAGCAAAGAUUGCCAAGUUGAUGUGGAGAAACGACGUCCGGCAUUUAUUAGUGGCGACGAUGAUCCUGCUCUAGCUGAGCCGUGGGUAACUAUGGUACAACACGGAAGAAAGAAGCAUCUAUGGUGUAAUGUUCCUGCCAUUGAUAUAAUCCAGAGUUGCAAGAAUGAAGAAAAAGAUUUGCUAGAAGAACUCAAUCUUUUAUUUGCGGCAUCUGGGGAUAUUAGAAAUGUUGUAAAGUCUCUCGUUGAACUUCCAGUUACGUAUGAGGGCAAAUGUGAGCUUAUAAUUAACGACAAGGAUUUUGAUAUUGUCGCCCGAAAUGUAAUGUUGCUCUUCACAGCUCUCGUAUUCGACCCCAUUGGAGCAGCAGACAUCAUGAUUCACAUCUGGUACUCUGCAUUCAUACCCGAGUCGUACUUGCGGAAACUUCGAGAAAAAGUACUCCCGUUGAUUGAAGAUGUUUGUGAAAAAGUAGCUGGCCGCCCUGGGCAAUCUUUGCAAUCGAAAACGUGGACAUUCGGCACUCGCAGCAUAAGUUUGAUAUUGCCGAAGGCUUCUUGGGAUCUUCUUCCUUCGUUUUUCAAGGUUCCAGAUGGACUAUCAGCUAGCAAGGCACAGAAAGUAAUGGUUGACACUACAUUUCCACCCUCGAGAAGAGAUUAUGUCGAGCGAGAAUUUUAUACUCGACCACCUGCCUGGCGUGUCUGUGCUACUAAGUUCCGUACUGACGGCAUACUUCUUCCCUUCGGAAAUUCUCGCAAGGAUUUCACUAUGCCAAAUCCAACUUUGUUUCAGAGCACUGAAUUCUGGCCCAUGAUGGAUUCUGCCGACCCAUUGGAAGGAUGGCCUCUCGAAGAACACCUUUCUAAACCUUCACUGGCUCGAAACGAUAUCUAUGGCAGCCUUUACUUCUAUCUUCAAGACCAACUUCGAAGCUUUUGCAAGCGAAUUGAAAAUUUGAAAAUCCGCUUUCAACUAUUCGAACUUAAUGCAGUGAAUCUGCCAGGUAUCAUGAAGGAGCGUGGCAUUGGAAAAUGUUAUUUCGACAGAAUCGAGGUUUCAAACAUUGGAGACUGUGGCUACAUUGGACCUCGAAAACUUCUGAUGACUUUCGCUCCUUACCUGAAGCGUAAAUCACAGAAUCCGCACGCCACACUUCUUGCUUUAUUCCUCAACGCUGUCCACGAGAGCCGCACUGACAAGGACUACAUUGAUAGCAUAGAAACUGAUUCAGCAAAACUACAUAGGUACAUGACAAUUCAACGAGACAUGCUUCAGCCUUACAAUGCAGACUUUCUGAGAUACAAAGAUGCGCGAUCUCGGUUUCAAGACCUUGACGAGCUCUUUGAUAGGUUUAUGAAGGAAUGUUGCUUGCAUGAAAUCAGUCAAAUGGAAGGGUUAAGAAUAAAAACCAAGAACACAUUAGUUGAGAAAUGGCCUUUGAGGUUACGAAAUGGGGCAAAUCAGGAGGAAUUGAUAGGUUAA